UCCUCAGGUUAUCUUACAUUCAGCGGUCCCUCGACCUGUAUUCUUACAAAUUGCAGUCUGGAGUUGGCGUUCCUUUCGGUAUUUGGGAAGACAGAAUUGGACAAAUAGCUGCAUAUUUUGGUAGCCAUGUUGCAUCUUACUUCCGGUUCCUCCGUUUCCUGGCACUGCUGAACUCUGGGAUUGGGCUCGUGGACUUCAUUUUUGUCUCGCUGCCUCAGAUUGUCCCUGGUGAGGCUUGGAGUAAUGAUGUUCAGUCAGGUUUUCUUGGCGACUUCUCUCAUACCAUAUUCUUCUACGGCGCCUACAGCAACAACAGCGUCCGAAUUCCCGGCGUCGACCUCAGCUACAACAGACCUCUGGCCUAUCUGAUGACAUGGUGUACAGUCAACGUGAUAGCUAUCCUAACUGUUGUGUUCAGUAUGUUCCUAAACUACAGACGUAUAAAAAAGACUGAUGACAACGAAGAAGAUACAUUUUCCGGCCUCGUUUUCCUCUCCUGGGAUCAUUCUUUGACCAGCCGCGAGGGUAGCAAGAUGAAGUCAAUCGCCAUCACAACCAACAUUAAGGUACUUC
This is a messenger RNA of Candidula unifasciata, 573 nucleotides long. Lineage: Eukaryota; Metazoa; Mollusca; Gastropoda; Stylommatophora; Geomitridae. The record is from the annotation of a GenBank genome assembly.